Pomacea canaliculata is the source of this 2964-nucleotide messenger RNA. RefSeq lists its product as uncharacterized. Bases 213 to 1439 code for a protein of 408 amino acids. NCBI's taxonomy places the organism in Eukaryota, Metazoa, Mollusca, Gastropoda, Architaenioglossa, Ampullariidae. Gene Ontology annotation, cellular component: nucleus. The transcript is spliced from 13 exons. Gene Ontology annotation, molecular function: DNA-binding transcription factor activity. The record is from RefSeq and is a predicted model, not a curated record.
CUGGCAGUCAGUCUCAAACUUUCACAGACAUCAAGGACCAGACGUCUUCCGCAGAGUUGUUCGUUCCUGACGAUAACCGCGAUAUGGUUUCAUGAAGAGAAGACAAUUCAGGCCAAGAACGGCUACUCUGCCAGGAGUCUUUCUGGAUUGUCGGCGCCAGCGGGAAGUUUUGCUUUCGUUGUUUCCUAACCACCAACCCUUUUAAGUCAAAGAUGCCAGGACCAACUGAUGAUAAAUCAUCGAAGUCAUUUCGACGAAUCAUUGGACAAAAGAGAAUGACCUCUCUCAGUGUAUUUACAAAAAAUGGAAACAUUCUACCUGAUGAAGAGCAAUCCGCUUUUCUUAAACGAAUGAGGAAGGAGUGGAGCGACUUAGGGGAGGAGGGCAGGAGAAGUUACCAAAGGAAAGCUCUCCUGGAAAAGCAGCAGGUUCCUGAUACAGAAGAAGAAAAGGAAGCCUAUCUGCGCAGAGUAUGCAUUGAAUUACAAGACCUGACUGAUUUCAUGAAGCAGCUGGGGUGGACAUUUUACUUCAAGAUCUUAACAACAGACUCUGUUAUAGAGUCACCAUAUGUCCCAGCUGCUACAAUAGAGUCACCAUAUGUCCCAGCUGCUACAAUAGAGUCACCAUCUGUCCCUACUGCUACAUCUGCCCAAACUGCCUCAUCAGACCCCGUAUCCCUAGCCUGCCCAAAACAUUCAUAUGAGGAAAAAAGAAACCUGCGGCGACGCGUUCAAAAACUAUUUAAUGGAUUGUAUCAUGAAGCCACAGGAAAUUACGAAAACUUCCCAUACAAACGACAUAAGGAAAAUCCACAGCUGGCUGUGAUUGGCAUGCCACAUGGAGUUCCGUUCAAGGAACCUUUUAGCUAUGGGUUUCCUGCACUGCAGGCAAUACUGAAUAACAGCAACCAUAUCAAAAUGGUACCUCUUAAUCAAAGACAAGUGCCUCUGCAGGAGGAGUUCACUGGUGUUGUCUCCAGCCUGCCUGAAGGAGAUCACAGUGUUGCCCUGUCCUCACAUGGGAGUGGAGAUGUUGCUGUUAUUGCUGAGGUUGUGGACAUCACCCCAGUUGGAGGAGAGGACAUUGUUGCCCCACCUCCACAGGAGAGUGCAGAUGUCCCUGCUAAUGUAAAUGUGGUGCACCCUUUGGAUCAGCACACUGAAGAGGCAUCUGGAGUGCUUGAUGUCCCUGUCAUACAGAAAAGACCACUGGAUGGAAUUGCUAAAGCUGGUUAUGAAACACCAAGAAUCAUAUGGUCUUCUGAAGAGAUUAAAACUAUUUAUGAACAAUUUGGAGAUGAGUUACAUGGAAAGAAAACUAUCCGCAUGGACAACAUAUUAACAUUUAUAAGAAGUUCUAAUUUCCAAAGGACACCUUCUGCUGUCCAGAACUACUUGUUAAGAAAAAGGAAAGAGAACAUUACCAAAGGCAAUUAAGGUAAAGGUUGUCUCCUUACCUUUGUUAUGCCAUAAGGGAGGAUUCAGAAUCAACACAGAACUAUUGAUCUUACAUUCCACCCAAAAAGCCCACCACUCAUCUUGUUUGUGGCUUCUGGCUACAACCAUACCUACCUGCACACAUUAAUUCAGUCAAGCUUCAAGAUCUCUGUAUGUUUCACCCCCCAACUUCCUAAAGAAAACCCUCAAAACAAAAGCAGAACAAAUGUCCUCAAUAAAAGGAUAAAAAGCUUGUAGAUUGUAUACAUAUAUAUAAAUAUGAGGCACCAGGAUGCAAGUAGGCUGAGCACACUUUCUCAAGCUAACAGCCUCAUCUUAAAUAUGCUGCGUUAGCAGGGGAGAAAGUUUGUAACUUUAUGUUCACAGAGUAUUGUCUAGGCAUAUAACAUAACAAUACCUAUACUGCUAUUGGAUAGCUCUUUCUCUGUGGUGUUGAUUUAAUUUAUAACAAUGUGUACAGAUUGUGGGCAGUUUGUAAAUGUGCUGUUUUUUAUAGUGUGUUGCAGUUUGGCAGUACCUACAUUUGAGUGAUGCUUACUAUGGUGAUUUAGGUCACUAGUGUGUACAGAUACUGGGAAUCUGUAAAUGUGCUGGGUUUUUUUUUAUAGUGUUGCAAUUUGACAUUACCUACAACUGAGUGAUGUUUACUGUGCAAACUAUUUGUUUUUAAAAUAAAAUCAGUUUAUCAGCUGUUCAUUCUCUUUGAUUACCAUUGACCUGUGAUCUUUAUACGUGAAGAUCUAUGAGCAAGUGACAGUGAAAUAAUGCAAUAAUAAACAUUUUCACAAGGAAAAAAUGUAGAAAGGCUGCAGAGGAACCAAAAAAGCGUAUCUGCAUAUAGACAUCUUUAUAGUGGACCACAUUUUGUGUUAAAUAAAUAUUUGUUGUGGCAUGAAUUGCGAUUGUAUCUGCAUAAAGUUGCGCAGUAAUCCUGUGUUGGUGUUGAUAGGUGGAAUAAUCAUAUUUACCAUUCUCCCUUCCCACAUUCAACGUGGGACAACACAUGCACCAUACAUCAAAGCACUUAAAAAACAGCACAACCCUUCACAAGGCACUACCCUCACUUCUCUUUCCCUUCAUAUUGUGAUGUUCAGGUGACAAUGAUGAUGAUGCUUUUUAUUAGUAGUGCUUCUACGCCUACUCAAUACCAUUGCACAACAAAUCAUUUAGCCAGGGCGUGAUCCAGUUCAAAGCUUCCUACCCUUGUGCUUGUAGUUCGACUUGAGGUACACAUACCUUAACAAGGACCAUGCGCGUGUCUUGACUUGUCAAGUGCUGCAUGUAAUGACAAAGUCAGUAUAGUGCUUGCUUUUUUUUUUUCUUCUGGCAACUGGGGUAACAUGGGUCAGUGCACGCUGUAUGUCCUUUUCUGCUUGCUCAUACUUUCUGUCGUAUGCCAAUGACGAGAACGAUUCAGGACCAAUGAAGGAAGUAUAGCAGCCACAAGCUUUGGGUUUUCCUUUGUGAAUUAAUUGUUCUUAGUGUGCUGGGUCUAUUUCCGAAG